AACUAGAUGGAAUAUGCUAACAUAUCACGGUAUUUGGUCCUCCAGAAUCAUGCUUUCCCAAUGCUAACCUAGUCAAACCCACCUGAUCCAGCUCAACGGCAUUUUGUGAACUCAAAAGAGAGGUUUGGACCAACCUAACUUUGUUCAGGCUAACUAGCCCUGGUCAUCUUAAUCACAACGCAAGCACAGUUUAGUUCAGCUCGACCGAACAUCAACCAAAUUAAAACCAGCUUGCUGUAUUCGGCGUCGCGUGUGCACGCCCUUGCUGUGCGCUGCGCAUCAACCGGGGAAGCUCCACAUCUCGUCUCGUCUGGUCGAUCGAUCGAGGCGCGCGCCGCAACGGCCGCCGUUGCGACGAACCCGCGAAACCUAUCUUCCAAAGACGGCGGAUCUAAACGGCCGAUUUGGACUGGCAGUGCCAAGACAUGCAACAGAAGGUGCGGGUAGUUAGUGGACUAGCUGACACGGCUGCUGCACACGCAUCAACCAAGAAGAAGCGCUCGCGGAGAAGCUCCCGCAUCCGUGCGUGCCCAUGGAGAACGGCAGCCGCGUAGCGGCGAUCGCCGUGCCGCUCGUCGCCUUCGCGCUCCUCGCUGCCGUCGUGCUGCCUCCAGCCAUCUCCGGCGGCGACGGAUCAACCGGCAGCCGAGACCGCCGCCGCGAGCACUUCCUGCGGCACGUUCCGCAUGAGCCCCAGAGAGCAUCGCAGCUGCCGGCGAGCACGCCGGCUGCCGAGAGGGUGAGCGUGGGCGCGAUCGAGGCAGGCCUGGCACGGUCUCGGGCGGCAAUCCGCCGAGCGGCCCGCGCGGACCCGCCGGCAGCGGGCGCAGAGAGUGCCCGGCGGAGCUUCAAGGACGUCGGCGAUGCCUUCGUGCCGCGCGGCGCCAUCUACCGCAACGCGCGGGCCUUCCACAGGAGCUACCUGGAGAUGGAGAAGAAGUUCAAGAUAUGGACGUACAAGGAGGGCGAGCCGCCGCUGGCGCACCUCGGCCCGACCGCGGACAUCUACUCCAUCGAGGGACAGUUCUUUGACGAGAUAGAGGAUCCCCGGAACCGCUUCGCAGCCCGCGACCCCGGCGAGGCCCACGCCUUCCUGCUCCCCAUCGGCGUCUGCAACCUCGUCAAAUACGUCUACAGGCUCAACACCACAGCCAAGCUCGGGCCGCUGCGCCGGCUAGUUGCCGACUACGUCCACGUCAUCGCCGAGAAGUACCCGUACUGGAACAGGUCCCGCGGCGCCGACCACAUCAUCGUGUCAUGCCAUGACUGGGCGCCGCUGGUCUCCAAGGCGAACCGGGAGCUCUACGGCAACGCGAUCCGGGUGCUGUGCAACGCCAACACCUCGGAGGGCUUCAACCCCCGCAAGGACGCCACGCUGCCGGAGGUGAACCUCGCCGACGGGCUCCUCCGCCGCCCGUCCUUCGGUCUCCCGCCCGAGAACCGGACCACGCUCGCCUUCUUCGCUGGCGGCGUGCACGGCAGCAUACGCAAGGCCCUGCUUGGGUACUGGAUCGGCAAGAAGGACCCGGACAUGGACGUCCACGAGUACCUCCCCGCGGGCCAGGACUACCACGCGCUCAUGGCCAGGGCCCGCUUCUGCCUCUGCCCGAGCGGCUUCGAGGUGGCGAGCCCGAGGGUGGUGGAGUCCGUGUUCGCCGGCUGCGUGCCGGUGAUCAUCUCGGAGGGUUACCCGCCGCCAUUCAGCGACGUGCUGGACUGGAGCAAGAUGUCGGUGACCGUGCCGGUGGCGAGGAUACCGGAGCUGAAGGCCAUCCUGAGUGGGGUCUCCGAGCGGAGGUACCGGGUGCUGCGCGCCAGGGUGCUGCAGGUACAGCGGCACUUCGUGAUGCACCGGCCGGCGCAGCGGUUCGACAUGAUCCACAUGGUGUUGCACUCCAUCUGGCUCAGAAGGCUCAACGUCAGGCUCCCGUACUGAUCGAUGCAGGAUUGAAGGGUUAGGUUAGGUCUAUGCGGCCGUCUUUGUACAUGAUCUUGAUAGCAUAGCAAUAUAUUUUAGUUAGAGGGUUGCAACGUCGAGGGAGUAGUGUUUUAAGGCUAUCUGCAGCAAGAGAAUGGAUUAACAAUCUGACUUGAGAGGGAGACGAGGAUGUGGUUGGCCUUGAUCAGGGCCGGUCCUGAGGGGG
Molecule: messenger RNA, 2144 nt
Organism: Phragmites australis (common reed)
Lineage: Eukaryota; Viridiplantae; Streptophyta; Magnoliopsida; Poales; Poaceae
Product: probable glycosyltransferase At5g20260
Exons: 5
Coding region: 533-1936 (467 amino acids)
Molecular function (GO): glycosyltransferase activity
Source: RefSeq, a predicted model, not a curated record